Exophiala xenobiotica is the source of this 3577-nucleotide messenger RNA. RefSeq lists its product as uncharacterized. Gene Ontology annotation, cellular component: cytoplasm. Gene Ontology annotation, biological process: peptide catabolic process; proteolysis. NCBI's taxonomy places the organism in Eukaryota, Fungi, Ascomycota, Eurotiomycetes, Chaetothyriales, Herpotrichiellaceae. The record is from RefSeq and is a predicted model, not a curated record. The transcript has 6 exons. The coding region runs from base 205 to 2847 and encodes 880 amino acids. Gene Ontology annotation, molecular function: metalloaminopeptidase activity; zinc ion binding; peptide binding.
CACGACUUCUACGCGACAACAGUGGGCCAUAUUUGACUUCUCCAGGAUGGCAACCUUGGCCGAGUAUACUUGGCCGACUCUCAUGACAAUAAUGGGUCCGAUUCCACGGGAGCUAAGGAGUGCUCCUCAUGGGCGCCUUCGAUUCCUUGUGGCAAUAGCAAACCAGCCCUGAGCCCUCAGCACGUCGAUUGAUGUCAGAGCACCAUGUUGCAGGAAUGGGAUACCAACAAGAUCUCCAAACAGCUGGCUCAGACCAUAACACCGUCCAACUACCAUGUCUCCAUUUUCGAUAUCGAAUUCGGAGGUGGAUGGACUUAUGGAGGACAGGUGAUUAUCGAUGCAGACAUAUCGCUCUCAGCAGACACUAUUGUUCUGCAUUGUGACGAGCUCGAGAUCUUCCAUGCUGAGAUCAGGCUGCGCUGUGACAGCCCUCUCGUGACCUGCAGUGCCUCGUCUAUAGCAUUGAACCAGGAUGACAAGAAUGUUAAGAUCAGCUUUCCAGAAUUUCUCCCAAAAGGCCAUGUUCAGUUGCUGGUCUCGUUCAAAGGCAAGAUCGAUCGGUCCAUGACCGGCUUUUACAGGGCCAAAUAUUCGCCUCACGACGAUAUAGACGCAGCGUCAGUGCGAUUUGGAGCCGAUUGCUAUCUAUUGACGACUCAUUUCGAGCCCUGUGACGCGAGGAAGGCUUUCCCAUGUUUCGAUGAGCCUCACUUGAAAGCGACCUUUGAGCUGGAACUUGAAGUGCCUGAUGGAUUGACCGCGCUGAGCAACAUGCCUGAAAAGUCUCGGCGUCCAGGAUCAAAGAAGGGACUGAAAGUAGUAUGCUUCGAGAAGUCCCCGGUGAUGAGCACUUAUCUUCUGGCAUGGGCUGUGGGAGAUUUCGAAUACAUCGAAGCCCUCACCGAAAGGACUUACAGUGGCAAGAAGAUUCCAGUGAGAAUCUAUACUACUAAAGGACUUACACAGUACGCCCAAUUUGCCCUGCGAGAUGCUUGUGAUGCUCUCGACUUCUUCAGCGAGCGCUUCGGGGUAGAUUACCCGUUGCCGAAGUGCGAUCACCUUGUUGUCCACGAGUUCAUAUCCGGGGCCAUGGAAAAUUGGGGCCUUAUUACGUAUAAAGCUACGAAAAUACUAUUUGACCCGCUCACGUCGGACAACAGACUCAUGUCUAAAGCUUCUUAUGUGAUCGCACAUGAACUUGCACACCAAUGGUUCGGAAAUCUCGUCACGAUGAGCGGUUGGACUGAACUGUGGUUGAAUGAAGGGUUUGCUACAUGGGCAGGAUUUUUCGCCGUGGAUCACCUUCAUCCAGAAUGGAAUAUCUGGGGUCAGUUUGUGGACGAAGCCAUGGAAGAUGCAUUCGCGCUUGACAGCUUGGAGGCCUCUCAUCCAAUUCAGACAGACGUCAAGAAUGACGCUGAAGUACACCAGAUGUUCGACAGCAUCAGUUAUUGUAAAGGUAGCUCUGUCAUCCGGAUGUUGGUAAGCCACCUGGGCGAAAGCACAUUUCUGAAGGGCAUCAAAGCCUACCUCGGGAGCCGCUUGUACGGGAACGCAACUUCUGACGACCUUUGGUCUGCCUUGUCGCAGGCAUCUGGCCUGGGGGUGGAGGAAAUGAUGGGUUCUUGGAUACAUCAAGCAGGAUUUCCAUUAUUGAAUGUCGACCCAACGCCGGACGGACUCAAAUUGGCCCAGAGGCCCUGCACAAGUGAGAUGCAACACCCAGCAGAUACACUUUGGUAUAUACCGCUCGGCCUGGAGACGACUCUCUCUGCAGCUACAUGCAACAUGCUAGCUACAAAGUCUGGCUCAAUCAAGCAGACUGGCGCUGUUUCAAAGGUCAACCACAACCACGCUGGCUUUUACCGCACUCAAUAUCCUUUGGAGUACCUUGUGUCGCUUCGUCCAGUGCAUUCAAAAUUAUCAACAGAGGACAAAGUUGGAAUCAUCAGCGACAUGCGCUUCCUCGUUCUCGUGGGGUUGAAGUCUUCGGGAGAGCUACUGUCUUUGCUUCUUGUCUUCAAGCAUGAGAGGGACUGUUUUGUCUGGUCUCAGAUCAAGAAGUCCAUGUCGAUGGUGCUGUCAGCAGUUUCUAAGGAUGUCGAGACCGCGGCGGCCAUCAAGGCCUACAUUCGCAAUCUAGUUGACGAAGUUAAACACGAGAUUAGCUGGACAGGAUGUCCCGACAGCUACGUCAAAGGAGAACUUGAGAAGAUCCUAAUCCAAGUCGCUAGUAUGGCAGACGACGAGAGCGUCCUAUGUCAGAUCAAUCAAAGGUUCCGCGACUGGAAGAACGACAAUCGUAACUCCAUCAAUCGCAAUCUCCAGACACCAAUCUUUGGAGUGUCAGUCGAGAAAGGAGGUGAACAAGAAUAUCAGGAUGUCAAAGCCGAAUACAUCGAGAAUCACUCGAUCGACGGCCGUGAAAUAUGCAUUGCAGCGAUGGGAAGGACCUCACAUCGUGAAAUGGCACGGGACCUGCUCGAUUUCACCUUCUUAUCCGACCGUCAUAUCGCACUGCAAAACAUCCACUUCGUCGGAAUGGCAUUGGCUAACGGGCCGUGUGGCUCGGCACUUUGGGAUUAUGUGAAGCAAAAUUGGGAGACGGUGUACGAGAGGCUGUCCGUCAACAGCGUCGCUCUCAACUGGUUCAUUGAGAACAGUCUGAGCAGUUUUGACGAGCCGGCCAUUGAGAAAGACAUUACCGCGUUCUUUGCAACGAGAAUGAUACCUGACCUGGCUCACCCACUCCGAGUUGCCAGAGACAACAUCAAAAGGAACGCAGCAUACACUGCCAGAGCGGUUCCGGAAGUACGGCAAUGGCUGCAUCAACACGAGUAUCUGUGAAGCAAUUGAAUGGCAGAAAAGCUUGCCCCAUGACUCAGCAACACUUCUCAUUCUAGGCAUUUCUCAUCGAACUGCAACCAGGCGGCUAUCGAACAUAUUCUUUGCCCAUCUUGUCCAAAAUUGCUAUAUCUCCGCGCCUGCCUUCAUACACUGAUCAUAUCGUGAGUAUCGCUAAACUGUUUAGCCUCAUUUGUUCUUAGUCUCCUCAAUGACAGCAUCGACUUGGUCCGACUCAGAGCUUGCAUGUUCUUCUUCACCUUCAAUGAUCGAGGUAUCAGGAUAUUGAUAGGGGAACGCCCAGUGGAGCAAAUAAGCAAUGAGGGCAGCUGGAGGAGACGCAUUAGCAGAGGCCUGACGUUAGGACGCAACUAGACUUACCAACGACGAAUCCAAAAACGAAACUCAGGCUAAAUAUGCGGGUUGCACCCUUUGCGACCUUGAGCGACGGGUUGACUGAGUGGACGAAUCCAGGCAUGCUAGGAACAACUGCGCAGACCCAAGCCACGACUGUCCGCCAGUUGGUGCCAUAGUAGUACCAGUACAACGACUUCUUUGAGCCCACGUACAAGUCGGGGAUGUGGAAGCGCCUGCUUUGGAUGAUGUAGAAGUGGACGCAGAGGAGACCGAUCAUAGGGCCCAAGAAGACGGCAUAUGCUGAAAGGACGGCCAAAAAGCUAGGUUGAAAUAUCAGCAUACGCCUCAACACUGGGCUGGCGACUUGACUUACGUU